This is a messenger RNA of Drosophila obscura, 1406 nucleotides long. It is a transcript of the gene PGRP-LE, whose product is annotated as peptidoglycan-recognition protein LE. The transcript has 7 exons. Gene Ontology annotation, molecular function: zinc ion binding; N-acetylmuramoyl-L-alanine amidase activity. The coding region runs from base 198 to 1286 and encodes 362 amino acids. NCBI's taxonomy places the organism in Eukaryota, Metazoa, Arthropoda, Insecta, Diptera, Drosophilidae. The record is from RefSeq and is a predicted model, not a curated record. Gene Ontology annotation, biological process: peptidoglycan catabolic process.
AUUAUUGGGAAAGAUAUCGUCAUUUGUUCAGCGUGCAUAUGAUAUAGCUUUUUACCAAAACAUUAAACAAAUUUAAGUUAGAGCCUUGCUCAUAUAGAAAUCCUGAUAUUUCCCCUCCCUAACCCCUGUGCCACAUUUAAUUAAAACAUACCACAUAAUGGUGUACAGGGCCAGACAAACAAGGAAAACUUAGAGCUAUGUCCAACGUACCUAUAUCCAAAGUGGUCAGGUCAUUAAAUGAGGAACGAACCCGGGAGUGGCUGGCAGCACAGGCUGCUCCAGAUGAGGAUGAGGUAGAAUCAAUUGCCGAAUCAUCGGUUGUGGACAGCCUGGAUUAUGAAUACAGCGAAUACACCCAGGAUGAUGAUGAUGAUGAUGACGAAGACCAAAACACAGCAGAGGAAAUCAGUACCAUGACAUUGGGCACUCCAAUCACUGCGACCAAGCGUUCCAAAAUUAGUGACACUUUACGAGACCUUAUGAACUCUAUCAACAGUAUUCAAACAGUGGGAAAUGUUAACAUCAGUAAUUCCACAAAUGUACAUAUUGGUAAUGUGACCAACAUCAAUGGCAACAUACAGAUAAUAGCAAACAGCUUGAGUCGAGCUCGACACGAGCGUCGAAAAACUUCGCUCACAGAGGUUCCAGCUCCAGACAUUGAACCAAACAAUAACAAUAACAGCGAAGACGAAACGGAAGAGCGAGUUUGCUCAGAUGUUUUCAUCAAUAGUCAAAAGUUCAAAAUACCAAAGGAGCUGUGUUCCAUUAUUCCCCGACAUUCCUGGCUGGCCCAAACUCCCAUGGAAAAGCCAGAAGUACUACAGCGACCCGUUAAAUAUGUGGUGAUUUUACACACGGCCACCGAGAGUUCCGAGAAACGCGCCAUUAAUGUGCGUCUAAUCCGUGACAUGCAGGUAUACUUACAGUGCUUUCACAUCGAGUCGCGGAGAUGGAAUGACAUUGCUUAUAACUUUCUUAUUGGUUGUGAUGGCAACAUCUACGAAGGACGCGGGUGGCAUGCGGUUGGGGCGCACACAUUGGGAUACAACAGGAUCGCACUGGGCAUCAGUUUCAUCGGUUGCUUCAUGCGAGAAUUGCCCACGCCGGAUGCUUUAAACAUGUGCCGUAAUCUUUUGGCCCGCGGUGUGGGGGAUGGGCACAUUGCACCCGAUUAUCGACUUAUCUGUCACUGCCAAUGCAACUCAACGGAAAGUCCAGGCCGGCGGCUGUAUGAGGAGAUACAGGCCUGGCCACAUUUCUACAAUAUUGAGAAGGAGAAACAGUAGUCUUACUGCAUUUAAAAAGCUGUUGUUACUUCUCUUGCGAUACCCUUACAUGAUCGGUUCGGACAAAUAUUCUAUGGCUUUGAUAUUUGUUUGUUGAAUAAAGUUCUAUAUUGAAACUAA